GCUAACAGCAGCCGUCACACAGGAGAAGCCGAACCUCGACGCUCCGUCAGAGCCACCAAGGGCCAGCACACAAAGGCCUUUGACGAGCUGGAGCCCCCCGUGCCGAAACGUCGACAGACCAAGAAGAACAAGAAGGCGGCAGUGCAGGAGAAGGAGCAGUCGCAGGACCCCGAGGAGGUCAUCCGCUGCGUCUGCGGCGCCACCGAGCAAGAUGAAGACUCGGGCGAGGCCUGGAUCUCGUGCGAGACGUGCUUCGUGUGGCAGCACAACGUCUGUGUGGGCGUGAGCUCGUAUGAGGACGAGAUUCCCGACCACUACUGGUGCGAAGAGUGCAAGCCCGAGAACCACAAGGAGCUGCUCGACUCCAUUGCCCGCGGCGAGAAGCUUUGGGAGGAGCGGCGAAAGGCGCACGAGGAGGAGGCCGAACGAAAGAAGAAGCGCGGCGGGCGCAAGAGAGGGAAGCGAGGUAGCGAUUUUCGAGACGAGCUUGAGAAAGACGCUGCCCAGGCCAAGGCUUCACCCACUCCUGAUGCCGUGUCGAGAGAGAAGAAGGACGUGACAGCCGUGGCCAAGCAGGGCAAACGGAAGGCGAGGGAGGACUCGCAAGAUGCAGACGGAAAGACCACCAAGAUGCGCCGCGUAUCGGAGGACGAGGCUGUGGCCUCUGCUUCUGCUUCUGCUUCCGCUUCCGUUUCCGUUUCUGCUUCGGCCUCUCCCCUGGUCAAGUACGCGCCGCCCGAAGACUUGACUGCAUCCAUCCAGGAUCUUCCCGGCACGCGAAUUGGUCCUGCCAAGGCGCUGAAGAAGUCGCUGGUUCACGUCAUCGGAUCCCUAGCCAAAAGCAACCACAUCCAGCUACCUGAAGAUGAAGGUGCGGAAUCCCUCGCCGACAAGUAUGCGCUUCAGAUUGAGCGCGCCGUCUUCGACACACACCCGCUCUCCAAAGGCCAGAAGGAGUACAGCCAGCAGAUAAAAUCGCUGUCGUUCAACCUCAAGAACAACCCCGAGCUGUUCCAGGGCCUUUGGGGGCACGAGCACUCGCCCAUGACGCUCGCCGUCAUGACAUCGGAGCAACUUGCCUCGGCUGAGCUGCAGAGGCAAACCGCCGAGAUGAAAGCGAGGGCAGAAAAGCAGUCUAUCUUGUACACUUCAGAGACCGGUCCUCGAGUGAGGCGCACGCACAAGGGCGAAGAAAUUGUCGAUGACGAGGGGUUGAUUAGCAGCGAAGCGCCCAUGCCAUCUGCUGGGGGCCCUCGCUCGGGAGGAGAGGAGAGACAGGAUCAGGAGCAGAGGCAGCAACAAUACCAACAGGGACAACAACCACAUCAACACGUUAAGCGCGAGUCGAUAGGAGGAAACGAGUUCGGCGACGCCGGUCUAAGCCAGCGCUCUCCCAGCCAGUCCAACUUUGACAUUGGCAAAGUCUUCUCCGCCGUCAAGUCCCCUACAGCUGCUCAUCGUCGCCGACCUUCUGCGCCGGUUUUGAACACACACGGCCCCGGAUUCGAUCCUGAUGUCGACCGAAUGCUGCAGGACGAGAACGAAUCGCCGCCUUACUCGCCCACAGAAGAAGCCACGGAUCCCGACGUCAUCUGGCGCGGCUCGCUGGCGAUGAGCUCCAUUGCCGAUUUCCAGGCCACGGCCAAGCACAUUGGAGGCGCCAACUUUGCCUCGUUUGGCCCCUGGACCAAGCUGAUCCCGCGACAGAUGACCGUGGCGGGCCGAAUCCCGCAGCAGAGCGCCAUCGAGUACCUGUGCAGCCUGCGAUACAGCAAUUUGACUGAUAUUAUCGUCGUCAACAUCACGCCUACAUCGCCGGAUGCAAAGCAGGAGUUCAACAACCUCAUCAACUACUUUGUUAGCAAGAACCGCUAUGGCGUUGUCGGCAAUAAGGUCGCCGGCAACGUUAGGGACACGUACCUGGUGCCAGUGCCUGCUGGCGAGGACGGCCAUCCCGAGUUUAUGCUUAACCUUGUGGACAACUACAUCCCCAAAUCCCGGACCGAGCCCCUGCUGCUGGCCGUCUUUGUCUACCGGAAUGAGCCGGACCAGCUGAAGCAGAUGCUUCACAAUGAAUCAUCCGUUGCGACUGGUGCGGCUGCGUCGUCGACAAGCCCGAGCCCGGUCACGGCUCAGCAACCUCCUCCUCCCGUCCCUGCACCGGCUGGAUACAGCCAGCGAAGCAACUCGACGUCUGGCCCGGCCUUUUCACCAGCGACGCCCCAAAUUGCAUCCUCUCCAUUCCCCAACGCUCCUCCAAACGGCCACGGACAAUCUGCCACGCCGGUCCCCAUCCCCCAGCUGCCGCAUCUCAACCGCCCUGCUCCUUCUGCUCACGCUCCGGUACCGUCGUCCACUUCGUCUCAGGCCACACCCCCUGGACAACACGCACAGGCACCAGAUGACCAGAGGAAACAGGCACAGCAAGAUGCCGGCGUCAUUACUGCGAGGGAAGUCCUGGGCCCCCUUAUUAGCGUGCCUACGGUGCAGUUCAUUCUCCCGCAGGCAUACCAGAUGACGCGACGGGAGUGGGAGGUGAUCAAGACUAUCAUUGAGCGAGACGUUCGUGCUAGAGACGACUUGAAGUACUUGGCGGAUCUCUUGGAGAAGGAAGGCACCGGAGGAAACGGAGGG
Trichoderma virens Gv29-8 is the source of this 2634-nucleotide messenger RNA. RefSeq lists its product as uncharacterized. The annotation marks the transcript as partial. The transcript has 2 exons. Gene Ontology annotation, biological process: DNA-templated transcription; regulation of mRNA 3'-end processing; transcription antitermination. NCBI's taxonomy places the organism in Eukaryota, Fungi, Ascomycota, Sordariomycetes, Hypocreales, Hypocreaceae. Gene Ontology annotation, molecular function: RNA polymerase II transcription regulatory region sequence-specific DNA binding. The record is from RefSeq and is a predicted model, not a curated record. Gene Ontology annotation, cellular component: nucleus.